Messenger RNA from Gadus macrocephalus (Pacific cod), 3000 nucleotides. RefSeq names its product protein LYRIC-like. The record is from RefSeq and is a predicted model, not a curated record. NCBI's taxonomy places the organism in Eukaryota, Metazoa, Chordata, Actinopteri, Gadiformes, Gadidae. Gene Ontology annotation, biological process: positive regulation of canonical NF-kappaB signal transduction; positive regulation of angiogenesis; negative regulation of apoptotic process. Bases 127 to 1569 code for a protein of 480 amino acids. Gene Ontology annotation, molecular function: transcription coregulator activity. Gene Ontology annotation, cellular component: nucleus. The transcript has 11 exons.
GGUUAAAAUGAAUUUAAAAAAAAUAAAGAUAUCAAUAAACACAAUACAUUCUUCCAGGCUCCCAGAUUAGCCACUCCUCUUGUAAACAUACGCCGGCGUGACAGCAAGAGAAACCGAUUGGAAAAAAUGGCAACGAACCUCCAAGCGUUAGCUUUUGAAAAAGCAGAGCUACUUUCCAGCCGUCUGAAAGAAAUAAUUUCAUCCGGGCAAGGAUACAUCCAGAACCAGCUGGGCCUCGAUUUGGGUCUGAAUCUCGACGUCUACCCGACGUGGGUGCUCCUGUCCACGGCAGCGGCAGGGCUGCUGGUGGUGCUCGUUUUGUCUUGGGUCGCGAUUUGUGGCGGAGCGUCAGUCGGGAAAACCCGAGGAUCGUCGUUCACUAAGGUUCAGGUCGAGGAGCCUCUCAAGGCCGACCUCAAUAACAGUGUAAAGCCAGAUGAUCAGAAGAGAAAAAAUAAGAAGAAAUCGUCCGAAAAGAAGGGACAGUCAAAUGGACGACAGUUCUCUGCACCUCACGACGACACAGCAUCCAGGGAGACGUCAUCACAACAGCCCCCUGCUGAGAAACUACCGGUGAAGCUGACGGUGGUGCAGGUGGAGAAGGCACCUGUACAGGUGAAGAAGAACAAGAAAAAAGCCAAGGCGAUAGUGAGACCGGUCAUCAGUGUUUUUACCUGCGAUGAGACGGAACCUGAUGCGGGAGCAUGGGAGACCCAGGUCAGCCAGCGAGAGAGGAAGCAGCAGCGCAAGAAGGACAAGGGCCCAGAGGAUGCUGGGAGCCCUGGAGAACCCAAGACGGCUCCGAGGACCCAUGUGGAGACACCUGCCCCCUCAGGCAACAGGAGUAGAGGGCCUCCGGGAAGGAAGGUUGACUCCUCCACCAAUGGAGGAGGAGGAGGAGGAGGAGGUGUUGGAGGAGGAGGUGGCGGAGGAGGACGGCUGGAUCUCGGGUCCAAGCCGCCGGGCCCGUCGGCCAGCGGGGGGGAGAGGGAGAAGUGGAGCUCCAGGGUACAGCGGCAGCGAGCCCAGCCGGAGCCCAAGCUCCGGGCUCAGGACAAGCCAGUGACACGGAGCGGUGUGGGAAGCAGAACCAGUACCGGCGUUAAACCCAUAACCCCGCAGGAAGUGAAGGCUGCAGAGCACGCAUCACUUCCUGUUACCCUCCAGUGGGACAUCCAACCUGAUGAUGAGUGGUGUGGUUUGAACACCGGCGCGAUGGCUGGCGACGCAGGCUCGGACUGGAGCGUCCCUCUGGUGCACUGGGGUCACUACGAAGGGCCUUGCUCUCCGGUGCCGCUCAAGGGCCCCUCACCCAAAGAGGUGUCGUUCGAGGAGAAGGUGGCGGAGGACUCCGUAGGUGGGACCAAAUCUACCAAGAGGAAGAAGAAAAAGAAUAAGACUGUGGAUGAAGGCGCAGCCACUGUGGCCCUGCUUGGUGGUACAAUUCCCAGAGCUCAAGAGGCCCCAGCUGUUACCUCCAACAAGCAGUCUGCUAAACGACCAGACUCUGAGAAGAAGUCUGAGCAGAGGACAGAGCGUCUGAAGCCAGGCCAGAAGAAACAGGCUUGAAGAGACAAACCCAGAUCCCAGGUCAGCAGCGUGAAGCACAUGCAUCUGCUUGAUGAGUGCUUUGAUGAGACGUCUCCCGGCUGCAGCAGGUCUUGCUUCCCUCUCAGACGCAUUAAUUGCACCUUUGAUCGAAGAGGAAGGAAGGGGAGAAGAAGGGGAGACGACCUGGCCGCUGGAUCGUUCGCGCGGACGUGAACCUGACACGGUUUGGCCUGUACCAUUCUUCGAUCUUGAGACAAGGGGACAUGCAAGGGAAUUAUUAGUAACCCAUUAUUAGUACAUUUGUAUCUAUGUUGUUGUUUUUAUGUAUUAUGUGUGUCUUUAUGUACACAGCGGAUUGCAGCAAAGGAAGGAAAGGUUAAACCUGGUAAUGUUGCACUUUUAACAUUGAUCCGGUUCUUUUUUAUGUUGUAUUUUUAGGGUGUAUUAUUGCGGUUCCAGGAUUUAUACAAUGGCAUUUGAUAACCUCCAUUUGCUUUAUAUUAAUAUCCACCACUAGGGGGCGCUGUCGCUCUUUAAUAGUUGUAACUAAAGCUCGCUAAUAUGAGGUAGCGCUAUGGGCUGGCCUGGCCUUCUGGUCAAUGAUAUCUAACUUGAAAUUCCACACUAUGAAUUUAUCAGACUUUUUCCGUACAUGGGCUACAUAAUUCUCGUCUCUUCCGAUCUCUGCGCCUUGCCAUAGUUUAAGGGCUGUUUCUAAUUAUCUUGUAAUUACACUGUGGAAAAGGCUAUUCUGAGUUGGGUUCUUUCUUUGUGGUUUGUAUUUUUUCAGAGAUUGUCUUGUAGAAUAUGAUAACAUGAAAAUCCUGGAUUAAUUUGUCCGCAAUCUGUGGAAAAGAAAUGGAACAUUCAUCUGAGGCAGAAAAUGAUUAUUGGCAUGAAUCUAUACGUCUAUAUUAUUAGGAAAUGCAGGAAGAGGCUGCAUACUUGGCAGCUAAAUAUCUUCAACAUUGUUUUGUAACCGUUAUAUAAAAAUAUACAGAGCAAUGCAUUUAUAUGGCCUUAAACUGUAGUCAUAUAGGAUGGGAGCUGACUUUUUUGUUUCAGUCUGUGACUUUCAAAACGUCAGAUGAAUCUCAGUGUACAUGUCUUUGAUAAUUGUGUGUGUUAAUUGAAUGUGAUUAGCAGGUCAGUCUAAUUAAGCGUUUUUUAGUCUUUGGAGAGCUGUAUUGCUUCAAGCUGUUGAUUGGCUAGUGGUGGUACAGUACCUUGACAUGUUUAUUUUUGUUGACAAGGCUGUUGUCAAGGAGACGGGUAUGGAAUCAAAUAAACCCUAUUUGAUCUUUGCUAUUGUGAUCAAUUAAUUAUUUAAUGAGCAUAUUUAUAUGAUUGUCUUUAAAUCAUUUUGAGAUUGAUUUAGUCUUUUGGAGGAAUAUAAUUGAAAUGUAUGUUUUGGUUGGUUUAGAAAAAUUAAAUUAAAUAAAUUAUUAA